AUGGCGUCUCCCUCGACAACUACAGAGACUUUGCCCGUGGUGACAGCCACAACGGCUCCCGCGAUGGGCCCGCCGACACUAGUGUCACUCCCGGUAGAGAUCAAGAACUGUAUUGCACACCAUAUCUCUUCAUUCGAGGACACAGAUCCACUCAUAGCCCGUCAGUCGCUGGCCAGCGCGCGGCUAAUAUGCCGAGGGUGGUCUGCACCACCGCUAAAAUACCUCUACCGGCACAUAUACGUUCCUCUCCCACUUGGUGCCAGAUGUCUGUGUCUAGCACGUCUCCUCGUUAUCGCCCAAUCCUCCCAUCUCGCUGACCAGGUGCGACACGUCACUGUCAUCACCACUGGCCACGCCAAGGGAGGUUGUCAGAAGUUCACUGAGACUUCUUAUGGCGCACAUGUUCACGACACUCGAAGCUCACCAGCAGCUCAGUACAGGGCAGACCGGAACUUCAACGCCCGCUUCUGGUCACAGCUUGAGGCCGCCAAACCUCCAGACCCCUGCGACUGUCCUGGUGUCACCCAAGCGGCCGGCGUCCUUGCGCAGGUGGCCUACGACAUCCAGGACGAGUGGUCCACUGUCAUACACGCCUUCCGUUACACCAUCUCUCGCUUUCCGCACUUGGACUCCCUCAACAUCUUCACUUUGAGCGCCUUCAGCCGCACCUACCCAACACAGCUUAUGUCCUUCCCAUGGGCUGCGCGAUGGAGCGAGGACAACGAUGCAAGAAUGGGACAUCUACUCAAUGCUGUACUGAUAUACCGCCGUCUGGAGCACCCGUUGACCAACAUUAGCAUAAACACGACGGAGUUUUCGUACGGCUGCCACCAAGGGAACCGCCUGAAUAACAUGUACUACUUCAAACGCAAUAUGGAGGUCCAUGCUCGCUCGCUGAGGAGACUCUGUCUGCGAUACCGUGGGGUAUCCAAUCGACGUUACGGGCUGGAUGACCCUGAAUCUAUAGUGCGUUGUUGCGUCAGGUUACUCAAUACACUAUUUUCGACGACCGCGGUGGAAUUGCCGAAUAUGCAGUGUCUCGAGUUGAGCCUGCUUGAGGAGGACGAUGUGGAGCAAGAGAAGGCUUCCCUGGCGCGUAAUCCACAGCGCGUCGUCAACAACGAUGCUCGGCCAGUCAUAACCGUACCCAAGCGCCGACGUGUGCCUCCAAGGGAGCACCUAGUGCCACUCAGCACGAUUUCCAGACACACAUUUCCCAACUUGCACACUUUGCAUCUUCACGGUUUCACCUGCGUGCAGGAAGGCAACGCCGCUGAGUUUCCUGACUUCUUGGAGCAAUGUCCCAAAUUGAAGGAUCUGAAACUGGGACUGCUACGCGUGGCGGAUGGGGUGACCUAG
Messenger RNA from Cyphellophora attinorum, 1359 nucleotides. RefSeq lists its product as uncharacterized. The transcript has a single exon. The record is from RefSeq and is a predicted model, not a curated record. NCBI's taxonomy places the organism in Eukaryota, Fungi, Ascomycota, Eurotiomycetes, Chaetothyriales, Cyphellophoraceae. Bases 1 to 1359 code for a protein of 452 amino acids.